AUGCAGGAUGGUAUCCUCAGAUGGCUGAACACUGAGAAUAACGAGUGGGUCUGCCCGGAGCAACUUCAAGAGAUGGCUCAAAAGGACAUUGCGAGCCAGCAAGCAAGGUCGAAGCAGUACUUCGACAAGCGUCACUUCACAGCGGACAAGUUGAGUGUUGGAGACAUAGUGGUCAUGCGCUGCGUUCCAGAGAACACUGGUGCCCCAACAAAAACCCAGAAGAAGUUCAGAGGUCCACUCACUGUGAUAGAAGUACUUCCAGCAGACACCUACAGAGUGACCGAGAUGAACGGAAGGAAAAGGGUCUACUCGACAACUGCCCACAUAAGCCAACUGAAGAUGCCAGGAACACUUCGACCAGUCAAGCUCCGACGAGGAAGAAAGCGUGCCGAGACACUUGGUAUCGUCCAUGUGCAUUGCACGUGUUUCCGGAGUCAAAAGAAAAGUGGCCGCCCCUACAACGUGCAGCUGUCAGUUCACAGUGCCACCGGUGUGCCUCGUACCACUACCUGUGAAUGCCCUGCAGGAAAGAGUGGAGCCUGCAGCCACAUCCUAGCAGCAGUACGCCUGCUAGCCCUGCUGAAGCAGCAAGGAUUUGCAGAGCCACCACCAGAACUUUCCUGCACAGAGCUGCCUCAGCAGUGGAGACGCCCGAGACAGAAAGGCAUAAAGCCUGCAAGUGUUCUAGACGUAGACUGGCGAGCCCCACGAGAAGGUGGUGUGCAGUUGCCAGUGACUGCUCGCCUUUCAGAUGCAAGCUUGGACUACCAAGAUGAAGCUAGCCAAGUAGCCGCAAUCCAGUCACUUGGUGCGGAGCUGGAGUCACUGGGUGACUUUCCUUUUGCCGCUGUCUUACUGGACGUGCAGGCUCCUCUGGUGAAGACAAAGGCAGGUCUUGCUCCAGCAGACUCUCCACUGACAUACCAGCAGUCGGACAGGCCGCAUGAUUUUAAGACGUGGAUGUCGUCAACCAUAGCCCCUGGUGCAGGCACCAGUUGUGCUGUCCCACGACUGGCGCUUUUCACUGGUGCAGUGCAGCACACAUUUCCUGAUGCCCUCACAGUUGACGAACAACAAAUUCUGAUGCACCUUCAACUUGCUCCUGAGGAAGCCCAGGACCUAGAAGCGAAUACCAGGCAGCAGGCCCUGAGCGACAGAUGGCACUCGGCACGACAUCACCGCCUCACAGCGUCCACCUUUGGCAGGGUGAUAAAGCGGAAAGAAUGGACCGAGAAAGGACUAAGGAACCUCUUAGACCCAAAGGAUCUGUCCCGUGUACGGGCUAUACAAUAUGGAAAGAUAAAUGAGUCUGUUGCAGCAGAGCGGUAUGCCACUACAAUGAGAGCUGCAGGACACAACGUGACCCUGCAACAUUGUGGCCUUGCUGUGCACCCUAGCUGUCCAUGGCUGGGUGCAAGCCCGGAUAGGUUGGCCUUUGACCCCGAAGAAGGCACCUAUGGUGUGGUAGAGAUAAAGUGCCCCUACUCUUUAAAAGACAGUGAAGCCAAUACUGUAACCACCAAAAACUUUUGUCUUACAUUUGUUGAUGAUGCACCGCAGCUCAAGAGAGAUGACGAAUAUUUUUAUCAAGUUUUAGGACAGAUGGCUGUCACAGAAUGCCAAUGGGCGGACUUUGUAGUUCUUUCGGAAAAGUGGAUAGCUGUGGAGCGCAUUUAUUUUGAUCAACAGAAGUGGGACAAUGUUAAGGCACAGUUAGAUGAUUUCUUUUUUACUACAGCUCUGCCUUACUUUGCUGCUCGCAACACUGCUGCGUUGUUAUAAUUCUGGCAAUAUAUGUUUUGUAAUGAGGUUGCAUUGAUAUGUGGAUUGAACAUUUUUCUUCAUUGUAGUGAUCUACUUUGCAGCUUGUGAGCGAUCACAACGUUGUUCUAGCAGAUUUAUCAGUUCUGUAUGUGAAGGUUGCGAAAACACCUAGUCGAAA
Messenger RNA from Dermacentor silvarum, 1942 nucleotides. RefSeq lists its product as uncharacterized. The coding region runs from base 1 to 1782 and encodes 593 amino acids. NCBI's taxonomy places the organism in Eukaryota, Metazoa, Arthropoda, Arachnida, Ixodida, Ixodidae. The record is from RefSeq and is a predicted model, not a curated record. The transcript has 3 exons. Gene Ontology annotation, molecular function: zinc ion binding.